Molecule: messenger RNA, 864 nt
Organism: Aspergillus eucalypticola CBS 122712
Lineage: Eukaryota; Fungi; Ascomycota; Eurotiomycetes; Eurotiales; Aspergillaceae
Product: fumarylacetoacetate hydrolase family protein
Exons: 1
Coding region: 1-864 (287 amino acids)
Molecular function (GO): catalytic activity
Source: RefSeq, a predicted model, not a curated record
AUGCCAUCCUGGACUCACCUGGUUCGGUUUAUUGCGGUCGAGGACAGCCAGGUCCAUCUCGGCCAACUGGUGGAGACAACUCGCGACGUUGGUCGAGAUAGCGUCAAUGGCGUGGAAAUUGCCGUUUACAUAAUCAACGGCUCAAUCUUUGACGGCCGAGUGACAGACCAAGUAAUGCAUGUCAAGCAGCUUCUCUCCCCGGUCUCAACAGAAGACUGCAACUAUAUCCGCUGCCUGGGGCUGAACUACCUCGACCACGCAAAAGAAGCCAACCUGACUCUCCCCAGUGCCCCGAUCCUCUUCACCAAACCACGAACCGCGCUAGCGGGCCCAUACCCGGCGACGAUCAAUAUUCCCAAAUGUGCGCAAGACGGAACAAGUGACUACGAAGCCGAACUGUGUCUUGUUAUUGGCAAGACCGGCCGUGAUAUUCCUGAGGAGGAAGCCUUGGAUUAUGUGCUCGGAUAUACCGCCUCAAAUGACGUGUCCGCGCGAACAAUGCAACUGAUAACCACUCAGUGGUGCUUCUCCAAGGGCCUGGACGGAAGCUGUCCGCUGGGACCGGUCCUCGUCUCCCCUGCUGUGAUUCAAGACCCCCAGUACUUGUCACUCAAGGCUAUUUACAAUGGAGCGACCGUCCAGGAUGGUCAUACGAAAGAUAUGAUCUUCUCAAUCAAGAAGCAGAUCUCUUACCUCUCUCAGGGCACGACUCUGGAGGCAGGGACAAUCUUUUUGACGGGGACACCGGCCGGUAUUGGCUAUUUCCACAACCCCAGAGUGGUCCUGGAGGAUGGUGCGGAGAUUUCGGUUGAGAUUGAGAAGAUUGGGACCUUGAUUAAUAGGGUUCGAUAUGAGAGCCACUGA